Molecule: messenger RNA, 988 nt
Organism: Aphanomyces invadans
Lineage: Eukaryota; Oomycota; Saprolegniomycetes; Saprolegniales; Verrucalvaceae
Exons: 5
Biological process (GO): peptidyl-serine dephosphorylation
Cellular component (GO): FAR/SIP/STRIPAK complex
Molecular function (GO): protein serine/threonine phosphatase activity
Source: RefSeq, a predicted model, not a curated record
CGAUGGCAAAUGACUUGGCGGCAUGGUUCGAGCGCUUGUCUAAGUCACAGGCGCUUGAUGUGACAAGCUUGUUAAGACUCAUUGCCCUUGCAAAGGAGCACUUGGCUAACCAGCCCACGCUCCUUGACCUUCCCGCUCCCAUCACCAUUUGCGGCGAUAUCCAUGGACAAUUCUCGGACCUGUUGACCCUCAUGACGCUCGAUAUUGGCCAGCGCAUCCUGUUCCUCGGAGACUUUGUCGAUCGCGGGUCACACAGUGUGGAAACGAUCAGUUUCCUCUUGGUACGCAUGAUUCGAUUCCCCGAGUCGACAUUUCUCAUCCGCGGAAAUCACGAAAGCCGUCAAACCACGUCCGUUUAUGGGUUUCAGACAGAAUGCGACAAAAAGUACAACGGCGACACCCGCGUGUACAAAGCAUUCAUGGACGUGUUCGACUACCUCCCGCUUGGGGCUCUUGUGAACAAUCAACUCUUGGCAAUUCACGGAGGUCUUAGUCCUGCGAUUCAUUAUCUUGAUCAAAUUCGCAUGAUCAACCGCGUGAUGGAGAUUCCGUCGGACGGACCGUUUGCCGACCUCGUCUGGUCCGACCCCGAGCCCAAGGCCAAUGGGUUCCACUUGUCGCCGCGCGGCGCCGGGUACAUGUUCGGUGGCGACAUCGUUGAGAAGUUUCUGUAUUUGAACAACCUCCAGCACAUCUCUCGCGCCCAUCAGUUGUGCAUGGAAGGGUAUCAAGUGCUUUUUCGCGACACGUUUUCCACGAUUUGGAGCGCACCCAACUACUGCUACCGGUAGGACAUCCAUCAUUCGAGACCUGAGCGUGACGUGAUGAGGUUUGGCAACUUGGCAUCGGUCAUGAGCGUCGACGACCAGCUCGAGCGCGAGUACAAGAUCUUUCAGCAGGCAGGCGCGACGACACCUAGCAAACUGGACGCGCCGGUCGCGACAGACGUCGUCGACGCAGGGUACUUUACAUAAACGUUUAUUUUUUC